Messenger RNA from Myripristis murdjan (pinecone soldierfish), 1131 nucleotides. Its product is annotated as ferritin, lower subunit. Gene Ontology annotation, molecular function: ferrous iron binding; ferric iron binding. Lineage: Eukaryota; Metazoa; Chordata; Actinopteri; Holocentriformes; Holocentridae. The transcript is spliced from 5 exons. Gene Ontology annotation, biological process: iron ion transport; intracellular iron ion homeostasis. The record is from RefSeq and is a predicted model, not a curated record. Gene Ontology annotation, cellular component: cytoplasm. Bases 177 to 701 code for a protein of 174 amino acids.
AUGACUGAGACUGGAUAAAGGCUUGCUAAUGCUGAACUGACGAGGCAGUCACCGCUUUAGCUCAUCAACCUGCUUGGUUCAUGUUGUAAACAAAGACCUUGGUCCGAAAGAAAAUAGGAAUUAUAUAGCCACGUACAGCAUUGUCAAGGUGGACUACUUACUUUCCCAGUGCGGAAAUGCAGUCCACAGUUAAACAUAACUACCAUGCCGAGAGCGAGGCGGACGUCAACAAACUUGUCAACCUCAAGCUGACUGCAUCCUACACCUACCUUGCCCUGGGGAUGUACUUUGACAGGGAUGAUGUUGCCUUGCCAAACUUCUCAAGUUUUUUCUUGGAGCGCUCGGUGAAGGAGAGGGAGCAGGCAGAGAAGCUGCUGGAAUACCAGAACAUGAGAGGGGGGAGGAUUUUGCUUCAGACCAUUGCGAAACCAAGUAGAGAGGACUGGAGAGGUGGCCUGGAUGCAAUGUCCUUUUCUCUGGAUUAUCAGAAGUCUCUCAAUACUUGUGUGAUUGAUGUGCACCGCAGAGCUGGCACUCACAAUGACCCUCAUCUGUGUGACUUCCUUGAGCAGCACUUCCUCACUGAUAGCCAUGAGACCAUCAAGAAGCUGGGUGACUACAUUGGCAGUCUGACCCGUCUCAACGCCUCUGAGACGCACGGCGCUAUGGGAGAAUACCUCUUUGACAAACAUACACUAUAAGCAUGUUCUACAUUUUGUGAGCCGAAGAGUCCUACAGGGCAUUACUGCCUCUCACACUGCGCUCCUUUCCGUUACAGUGGCUGUGUUAUUGUCACCACCCAAACCUCAGUCUAGUACACACCACACAUUUGUUAAGAAAGCAAAGCUAAAUAAUACAGAAUACCUCAAUUUUUCCUUUAUGUUUCAGUGACACAAUUGUGACGUCUAGACCCUGGUGCUAGAAAGUAUGUUGUUUCUCCAGCUGAUUUUCAAAAGAGUCACAUUUUAUAGUUACUUAAGCUCCAUAACUGUCAUGCAUUCCAUUGGUCAAAAAAUUCUACCUUUAUAACUAUUUUCUGAAAAAUGCACACUAUUUUGGAUCAGACAAUUUGCCGUUACUGUGAUGAAUUGAUAAAAUAUGCCUCUUGAAUAAAGUAAGCUUAUAUUGACA